Molecule: messenger RNA, 2248 nt
Organism: Penaeus vannamei (Pacific white shrimp)
Lineage: Eukaryota; Metazoa; Arthropoda; Malacostraca; Decapoda; Penaeidae
Source: RefSeq, a predicted model, not a curated record
UUUGAAAGAAAUUGACUUAAAAGAUAAUUCUUGCAAAAGAACUGACUACAUUUCCUGGGAUGACUACUUCAUGUCUAUUGCCUUCCUUGCUGCAAUGAGGAGCAAGGACCCAUGCUCUCAAGUUGGAGCCUGUAUUGUUAACAUGGAGAAGAAGAUUGUGGGCAUUGGUUACAAUGGAAUGCCAAGAGAUUGUAGCGACAACGACCUUCCCUGGAACAAGCAGUCUAAGAUUGCCUUCAGACACAAAUAUAUGUAUGUUUGUCAUGCUGAAAUGAAUGCAAUUUUGAAUAAAAAUUGCACAGAUUUAUGUGGAUGCACAAUAUAUGUUGCACUGUUCCCAUGCAAUGGGUGUGCCAAACUCAUUAUCCAAGCUGGCAUAGAAGUUAUUUUCUACUCUGAUAAACACAGUCACACCGAAACAAUAGCUAGCAAACGUUUAAUGGACAUGGCACAAGUGAAGUACAGUGGAUAUCAAGAAAAAGAAACUGAAAAUGAAUUUCCGAAUAACAAGACGAUGAUGCCAGUGACCAGGGACAUCAAUAAAAAACGAGAGGACUAUUUGGCAUGGGGCGAGUACUUCAUGGCAGUGGCAAUCUUGUCAGCACUCAGAAGUAAAGACCCAUCGACACAGGUUGGAGCUUGCAUAGUAAAUGGUGAUAAUAAGAUUGUAAGCAUUGGAUACAAUGGAAUGCCUCGUGGGUGUAAUGAUGACUUGCUUCCCUGGGGCAAAGGAAGUUCAGAUCCACUAAAAAACAAGUACAUGUAUGUUUGUCAUGCAGAGGUAAAUGCCAUCUUGAACAAAAGUUGUGCAGAUGUUGCUGGAUGCACUAUUUAUGUUGCACUUUUCCCUUGCAAUGAAUGUGCAAAGAUUGUCAUCCAGUCAGGCAUCAGGGAAGUUGUAUAUUUAUCAGACAAGUACAAGGACAAACCUGAAACAAUUGCCUCCAAAAAGAUGUUUGAUUUGAGUGGCAUAUCAUAUAGGCCUUACACUCAGUCUCGCAAGAACAUUUGGAUAGACUUUGACUCAAUUGAUUGGAAUAAUGCAACACAAUUGCCACCUACUCCAGUAAAGAAUGGAAGAAUGUGAAUGAAAGAUGAUAAUGAAAAAUUCCUUUACUGCAGUCAGAAACAUGUAAUGAUACUAUGAAUAAGGGUGCUCAGGUUUCUCCGUAAAGAAUUAAUACUAGUCAUAUUAAUGAUGUGAAAUUCUUUUUUAUUGCCAUUUUGAUAGCUUAAUAUUAUUUAUAUAACUAACACGAGAUUCAGAUUUUUUUAUAAUAUAAAUUACAUAUCAAUGAAAGUUGUGGUAAGCUAUGAAUAAUCAAUCUGUACACUCAUAAUUGGACGACCCUGCUCUAACUUAAUAUUCUUAUACUUGAUAUACCCUUAGUAUUUUUCAUGUUACAGCAGUUUGAGGAGUUCCUUGAUACUGUAUUUUUGAAAGUAUAUCUGUAAGUAGUUUCUUCAAGGGCUCGGUAGAGGGUGAUGAUAUGUGCAUGAAUGUGAUUUUAUAGUUAUGAUAUUUCAAUCACAAAUGCACUAAAGUGUCCCCCCCCCCCCUGCAAGCACAGAUAGAUACACACAGGCACAAAUGCACUAAAUUCCCCCCCUCUCCCACAAGCAUAGAUAAACACAAGUACAAAUGCACACAUAAGUGCAAAUAGACACACAAGCACAGAUAUAUGCACAAGAAGAAAUACACACACAAGCACAAAUAGAUGCACAAGCACAAAUAGAUGCACAAGUGUAGAUAGACACACAAGCACAAAUAGAUGCACAAGCACAGAUAGACACACAAGCUCAAAUAGAUGCACAAGCACAAAUAGAUGCAUAUGCACAAAAUGACGUACAACCAUACCCAAACCCAAACCCUCCCAUGCACUCACUGCGUUUGGAAAAUUUUAUGGAUAUACAACCCCUGCCCCCCUUUUUUUUGUGUGUGUGUGUGUGCUUGCCUGUCUCUGCAUGCUCAUUGUGCAUGUACGCUUGUUAUACUAUAUGCUGUGCUACAAUUUUUCGUACAUAUAUUGCAAGCCUCUAGUUUUUACUUUUGAAUAAUGUAGAACCUUUCAGCUGUCAAUUGUUUUAAAAGCUUGUAUCCUUGUUUUAUUAACAGCUGUUAUAUGACUGAUGCAUUAUAUUGUUGAAUUUAUAGUUCAAAUUGCAAGACGGGGAAACAUUUUCUCCAAUAUGUUGUAAUCAGUAUAUUGUAUACAGAAAAUAAAGAAAAUUCAUAGCUUUUUAAUCA